This is a messenger RNA of Cataglyphis hispanica, 11825 nucleotides long. It is a transcript of the gene alpha-Catr, whose product is annotated as alpha-catulin. The transcript has 11 exons. Lineage: Eukaryota; Metazoa; Arthropoda; Insecta; Hymenoptera; Formicidae. The record is from RefSeq and is a predicted model, not a curated record. Gene Ontology annotation, molecular function: actin filament binding; cadherin binding. Gene Ontology annotation, biological process: cell adhesion; Rho protein signal transduction. The coding region runs from base 90 to 2369 and encodes 759 amino acids.
GUGCCGGGCACGCGGGCGGGGGUAGGAGGGGUGCAACGAACCCUCUCGCCUCGGCUCGAGUCUACGGAGCACGGAGUUGUGUUCGAAUCAUGGCGACACCCGACCCCGUAGACCCAGCCACCCUAGAGAUUAAGACCCGUAGCAUAGAACAGACACUACUCCCGCUAGUGAAGCAGAUUUCCACGUUAAUCUCGCAUAGGGAACGGCCGCUAUGCUCGGACCGGAGUUUGCGAGCGGUCGCCAGGGUCGGCCAGGCGGUAAAUUUGGCGGUCGAGAGAUUCGUGACCGUCGGCGAAACUAUCGCGGACGACAACCCGGAAAUCAAGCAGGAUAUGUACGAGGCUUGCAAGGAGGCGAGGAUUGCCGGUUCGGCGAUCGAGAAAUUGUGCGAAUGUGCCUUGGAGGACAGUCUGGCAGACCGAGGUUCCGUCGUGAGAGCUGCCAGAUGUCUCCUAGGCUCAGUGACAAAAGUCCUCCUCCUGGCGGACAUCGUCGUGGUCAAUCAAUUGCUCCACGCCAAGGAUAAAGUCGCCCGCAGUCUCGGACGUCUCGAGAGCGUUUCGAAUUUCACGGAAUUCGUCAAGGCGUUCAGCCAAUUCGGAGGGGAGAUGGUCGAGCUGGCGCAUUUAACGGGCGAUCGUCAGAAUGAUCUCAAAGACGAGAGGCGACGCGCGCAGAUGGCAGCGGCACGACAAGUGCUAGAAAGGAGCACCAUGAUGCUUCUCACGUCCAGCAAGACGUGCUUAAGGCAUCCCGAAUGCCCGUCCGCGAAGGAGAACAGAGACACCGUUUUUUGCCAAAUGAGAAGAGCGAUGGAUCUGAUACAUUAUGUCGUCAAGGACGGGGUAUUGGAGUGCAGCGAAUCUCAAUCCUACUCGAAUUCACAGAGUCCGCAGCAGGAAGACUGGGACAGCAGCACCGUUUGCUCGGCAUUGAAACACUUCGAGAGGCUCGUUGAAACAACAAGGAUGACCCUGUUGGGACCGGGCUGCCGCGAGACACUUACGUCGGCGUUAGAAACAGUGGUGGAGAGAACGCAGGACUUCACCGACAGCGCCUACACGAGCCACGAACACAGAGAAAACAUUCUCCUACUUUGCGAUCGUGCAAAACUCGAGCUCAAUACACUCCUACGGAUCGGUAAUAGCAUGAAUUACGAGGGCGGGGGUUCACCGAGCUCCGAGAUGGAACAAGCGGUGAUGGGUGUGCUGCGAGCGACCAGAGAUCUCCGCCAGCAGCUCAGCGCGACGACGAUGGAACAAGCCGGCGAUCUUGGCCAAGUGACAAAAGCCGGCCAGGAGCUCGUGUCAACGAUCAGAAAUCUCGCGUUGGCCAAUGACAUCGAACGUCUGCAGGAGAGCAGCGACAGGUUCCACGAGUACAUCGAACACAUUCUCGAAGUAUGUAAGCUUCUGAGACACGUUGCGCUUUCGGAAUCGUUGCAAGUGUCGGCCAAGUUUACGGAAAUCAAUUUGAGAAUAUAUGGUCCUCAAGUCGUAACGGCUGCGCACACGCUAGCUAGGCAUCCCACAAGUAAGAUUGCCAAGGAAAAUCUCGAAGUAUUCGCUGACAUGUGGCAGUGGCUCAUGACUGACGUGACGACGGUAGCGAAAGACGUCCUGGAACUCAGUCAAUGUCGGCCAGAGAAGCAAGUUUACAUGUCCUUGCCACGACCAGGAAAACAUGGUACGACGAGCAAACCAUUGAAACCAGUGCGAUUGGAUAGCGAGGAGCAGGCGAAGAUAGCCAAGGCGGGUCUCGAGAUGAAACUAAUCACUUCGGAGAUGGACGCCGAGACGGAAAAAUGGCAAGAGAGCGGAAGCGCUCUGGAAGAGAACAACGAUAUUGUGAAGCGGGCAAAGAACAUGUCAUCGAUGGCAUUCUCGAUGUAUCAGUUUACUCGAGGCGAAGGCGCAUUGAAGACCACCCAGGAUCUGUUCACUCAAGCUGAGUAUUUCGCCGAGGAGGCGAACAGAUUGUACAAGGUUGUGAGACAAUUCAGUUACCAGGUACCAGGUGGACCGCAUAAGAAAGAACUCCUGGAAAAUCUGGAUCGAGUGCCGACUUACGUUCAGCAAUUACAAUUCACCGUGAAGAAUCCUACCGUCGGCAAAGCCGCCACAUUUACAAAAGUUGACAAUGUCAUACAAGAAACGAAAAAUCUCAUGAAUGUAAUCUCGAAGGUGGUCACAACAUGUUUCGUCUGCGCCACAAAGUACAACCUGGAUUUCCGAGGUCUGUCGGCGCGCGGGGCCGGCGGCUCGCCGUACAGGGGCGGAGAGGGCGGGGGAGCUGACGGCGACGGUGGCGGAGUUGGCGCCGACGGCAGCAAGACGGGCUCCGUCCCCGGCAGCGACCCGUCCGUCUGACAGUUUGGGAUGGCCCGACGGGCCAAGGGGGACGCUCGCCGCACCCGGGUUUCCUUUCUGCUUUUCUAGGGAGAACCUCCUCGCCUGCCCCAUCAACGGAGCGCGUACACGUCGACCGGAAGUCGCGGGACCGCCGCCGCCGUUACUGUCAUAUCGGCGACGAAGUCCCGCGUCGGCCGUGUGUCGAAGUUAUGUAGUAUCUUAUUCGGAGGUGCCUCGCCUGGCCGGGACAUACUCGUAGCCGCUAUCGGCGAUUUAUUGCGCGUAUUAACGGUACUCGAAAGCUGAAGAACGGGUGAAGAGAGUAGCGUUCCUCUGGACGCCCUGAUGAUUUGUCGACGAGAAUGGAUUUCAAUCAAAAUGCCUUUGCGACGCUAAUGUAAAGCGAUCGCAAGUGUUAAUUGUACGAGAGAGACAUUGCUGGUCUCGAAAUGUUAGAAUUUGCUCAGCCACGCUGACACCCUCACGUUUCGCGAUCAGGAAUCGCAGGACUUAAUCUCAUUGUCAGUAUUGAUUAAUGGCUCAAAAAGAUGGUAAAUAUGCUUAAAAUAUUAUGCAACGGUUCGAUGUGCUUGGACAAUCGCUUGACGAUACAAUAUAGGAAGAUGCUUGGCUAUGUCGACGUGUACGUUUCGCUAGAUCAUUUUAUCGCGCGUACUUUCUGGUUUCUAACAAUGAGAGAAACAAAUUUAUACGCCGCUGUUUGUCUCAGAUGCGAGCGCGUUUUUACUCGAAAGCGGACGAGCUUGGGAGCACUUACAUAUUUAACACGGUCGAGUUCCGUCACGCUUGACGACCGAGGAAAAGCGAAGAGUUAAGCCGAGCUGGCAUCACAUGGAGUCGAGUGCGAAAGUGGCGGAUGAAAAAUGUGCGCGUCUAUAUGAUUUGCGAAAUUGUUUGCUUUGAUACUCCAAUCAUCUGAUCAUUUUAAUCGCAGCCAUAAAUUUGCUAAAAAUAUAGAACAAAAACCGCUUUUGCGCGAGCAAUGAAAUUCUUUUAUUCAUCUUAGCGUAACCGAAUUACGUCCUUCAGCGAUAAAGUUUCUCAAAAUGAGGAUACAAUUAAACACCUGCGGCGGCGUUACAAUUUCACCGCAGCUGCGUCAAUAACAUGUUUCACUUUCGCGUUGUUACUCUUGAUUUUAAGAGAUUCUCUAAUUAAAUCACAAAAUUAUAAAAUUAAAUACCAACCCAUGAUUUUGAACUAUGAACUGAGACAGCUUAUUUAAUUCGUAGUACGUUUUAUUACGAUGUUAAAACGUCGGAUAUACUUCCGGUGUAUAAAGACGCGAACACGGAGUUUCGAGAAAAAAAAACUUUUCCGCCGACAUAUGGCUGCGCACAAAACAAAUUGUUCUUCCAUAUCGAGAAGUUGGUGCAACGACAAUAAUUAACAAAUGUCGAUCGCAGUGCCUUUUUUUAGGUGUGAAAACUUUGUCGAAACUUUUGCCGAGAUCAACCUCGGCUUCCGUGUUACGCCAACUUCGGUGAAUAGAUUUCGCACAGGAUCGCAUUACACAUAUAGUUACAAGAAGGAUAACUCGCGCAUACAUACAUAUACAUAUAUGCAUACAUCUGCAUAAUUGUAGCGCGUGAAACGUAAAAACGUACUGUGCAAAAAUUUAAAAAGCUCUCCGCUCGAAAGCAAGCGGAUGAAAAGCAGCGUUUAAAAAAAAAAAAAAAACUUUUGAAAAACCACGCGCCGACGAACGGCUUUCCCCUCUUUUGCAUUAUACUCCAUUCGCCAACUAAUUAGAGAAAUUUGAACGAUGGCAGUCUAAAGUUUAUACGAAUCCCACCCGUGUAAGAGAUACUUUCCCUACACAUUCGUUAACGCAUCUCUUCUAACACCUGCCAUUCUUCAGAUUUCUCACAUCGUGCUAUUGACAGCUCCACACAUAAUAAAAAAAUAUGAUCUUUGAGCAUUGACUUUGCAGUCAAGAAUCGUUUUGGGCGAAAAAAAAAAAAGAAAUAAUCGCAGCAAGAGACCGCUGCAGUAUUCACGAAACGAAAUAACGAUACUUAUAACCGAUUAAUUAAUCGAGAAAUAGAUGAAAAGACACUCGUGGGGCAGGAGGUGGUCUAUCGAGGGUAACCUGGGGGCGGCAACAGGGCGGUCAGGGACGUACUUUGUGGCAAAGACACACAUAUUCACUAACCAUUCGAGAUUGCAUGCUUGCAGUAUCAGCCUAAUUUCCGCCGCUCGUACGAAACAGACUGUCCGAUUUGACAUUUGUUGUCGCGAAAUAAUGCGAAAUAUUUCACUCGCGAGAGAAACCGCAGCCGAAUUCUCUCCAAGAUCGUUCUUAAAUCGGAUAUUUCUGACGCAUUGCGAUUGCACAUAUCGCUAUCAAGAAGCUCCUUCUCGAUGCCACAAAAAGAAAUUAAACAAUGAUAAUGAUCAUGCAGAAUCAUCUUUAAGAUCGUUAUGAGUCUUUCACGGAAGAAAUUCAAAUCUAAAUAGAGUUUAUUGAACGCGAUUUUGAAUCGUACAAUGUAUGUGAAUUAACGACGAGAAUAAUAAUAUGCGCUCACAAAGAACAGCUCGAGUACAUUUUCUUUUUUUUAUAUUUACAGACUAUUCCACGUUCCGCGUUCAGAACGAAUUUCUGGCGAUGAAUAAUAGAACUCGAUUCGAAUCAGGGAAGUGAAUUGCAAUCUGGUGAUUGUAAUCUUCGAGUUCUCUUCGUGAGCGCGAAUAUAUAACGAAUCUCUGGAGAGAUAUCGGAUUGUUCGAAUGUGCGGAAUCGAAAUUAAAUUAAAUAUGAUUUUCUCGAACCGACAAAAUAGGUGCUACAUAGAGAAAUACUUUUCUUCACGGUUUCUUCUCGAUGUAAAGCAAGAUUCACGAGGAGACACGAGGAAAUCUGUCAAACAAUAUUGUCCUGUCUACUACACAAUAUAUGACCGCGUGUUUCUCGGGCGUGACAUCCCGUGGCAAUGAUAACAUCGGCAUUUGUUAUCAUUGUUACGUGCCUUCUCGAAAAAAAAAAAAAUAUAUAUAUAUAUAUAUGAUUUGAUCGCGUCGAAUUGAUCGCGAGAACUGAUCGCAUUGCUGGUAACGAGAUAAAACGUGAGUAAGCGAUUAAUAUAUAAUGUAUAAUCUCUAGCGAUAACCUAGUAUUAUUAAUGUUAAAGCAACAACGUCUGUACAUACAACGUUUAAACGUACGCAAAAAAAAAAUACGUUGACCAUUCGUGCAUUUCACACGUAUGUACCUACGAGUAGGUGCACGAAAGAGAACACCGUUCUGCGUGUGUGUAUUAUACAGAGUUGACACAAAAAAAAGAAAAAAAAAAUAAUUAUUUCACGACGCGAGAGCGCGAGUUUCCGUCGCGAUCGCUCGCGUCAUCGAUUUAACGCUAGAACGCCCGUGCUUUCCUACAUUUCUCUUAACUUUCCCAGAAUUUAUCCGUCAAAGUAUUAUUCUAUUGUCCAAUGAUAUAUACUUUUGCGAAACUCUCCGAGUUUAUAUAACUAAAGUGCUUAUAAAUGGUGACAACUGCAAAUAAUAAUUAUUAAAUUUUUAAUCGUCGAUGGUAGAUGCAUCUUUAGGCGUUUUAGCACUGAAUUUUAUUAAGCGAAAAAAAUAGCUAGAAAACAGCAACGGCACCUCGCAUGGAUCGACCGAGAUAUUCUCACGAGUUCCUAGAGUAGUGAUAUUAAGGAUCGUUGCUGUCAAAGCGCGAUUGAAGGAGGACGAAUCUGCGAAUCGAAAUCUCGCGGAUCCGACAGAGAAAUAAUAAUUUGCACAUUACAACCGCGACAGGUAUACACGAAUAUAUUCACGCAACAACACUUUUGUACAGACUCUGUAUCAUACGUUAUCGCUCGGUCUUUGAAUUACUUAGAAUUUAGGAUAUACAUAUGUUCGUUAAGAUAUAGUACGGUAAGUUUAAAUUUUUUUGUAUAAAACGGCACAAAUAUUUUCUAUGGGGAAACGGGGGCGAGUUCGAUCGUAAGUGUUGAGUUUCUAUUAUUAUUAUAAUUAUUAUUGCCCACUAUGAUCUCCAUUAUCUCGCGCAGAGUAGAUGAUUAUCACACUAAUUAAUCGCGCAGAAGAGAAAUAAGCUCACGGAAAUAUAUAUAUAUAUCGUUAAGUAUAUGUACCUAUACAAUUUCUACGCAAUAAUAUACAAUGUGGUAGUACUUUAUCAUGAAUACUUUAUAAGCACGACAGAGACGAGGGUAGCGUUAAUAGUACAUUCGUAUCAUACAAACAUAUUCGCGAAGAAACAAAAUAAUAAUAUUAUUAAUAUUAUUAAUUAUAAAUUAUAUUUUCUCUCGUGCUAGUUUUAUGAAUCGGUUGCUGAUUUUCGCAUCGAGAUAAUUAGUUAGAUCUACUCGCAUGAGAAUGUGAUAUUAAUUUGACGAUAGAUAAAAUUAAAAGAGUGUGUAAAAUCGCGAGCAAAAUCCCCAUGAUUUCAAGCUCGAUUACCUUUGCGUGAACACGUUGGAAAAAUCACGGUGUUAGAAGGGAUUGUUAAUAGUCUAGACGUGUAUGUUGUUCCCCAAAGAUAAUUUGACGCAUUUAAUAUAAUUCUUAUUGAGAGAUUAAAAAUAAAAUUAAAUUAAAAUUCCUUAUAAAAUUCAUUAAUUUCUUAUGAAAUUCUUCUUCUUUAUCUCCGUUUCUGUAUUACCAGUGUCUCGAAUUAUCUGUAUAACUACAAUCGCGAAUCCAUUUUCUCCUAUAAUUCUACCUCAAUUUUCGGGAUUAGGUACUUUAAAUUUCUUCGAAAAAUUAUUCAUGAUAUACGUAUGCGCAUACUCGUCUCACGUGCGCCCCUAGAUAUAAAGGAUAUGCCAAAACUGUUGCGCUUUGUUUUACCUGUGAUCAAUUUGAAAGAAUUGUGAGAAAAGAUGGCUUUUGAAAUAUAUGACUGAGAAAGAAGCAACUUUAAAUUAAUUAAAAUAUGCGUCAUUGGAAAAAAAAAAAAGAAACAGUGCAAUAGUUUUGGAAUAACCUACAUGUAACGAACAAAAAUGAUAAAGAAAAGAAAUCCAAUAACACCAAGAAGAAUUUUUGUUCUUCAACGCGUACGUUUCGAUAAAAAAAAUAUUUAGUGAAACAAACAUAUGAUAAAGAUGUAUUGCAUAUUGUUUUCAAACGAUCAACGCGACACUUUUCAGCAGGACAUUUUUUUUCUGUUAGUACCUAUGUCCGCAAAAAGAAUUUUUUUACGCAACUACACAUUAAAAAAAAAAAAGAAAAAAUAUCCAUACAACUUUUGGUUUGUGGUUCUUUGUGCAAAUAAUAUGAUCUUGGACACCAGAAAUAUUUAUAUAAUAAUAUUGAUAACUACAAAUGAUAAGAUUAAUAAUGAUAAUUAAUUAAAUAUAAUUAAUUAAUAAUAAUAUUAAUAAGCCAUAGUGCAAAUCUCGAUAACGAUACACAUACAUAUACAUAUAUCGAUAGUAACGACUGUUAUAUUAGUUGGACUAUUUCGUGCCUGUGGUCGAGUAUUAUCGUGUUACGGAAAUAUACCUGUAAUUUGUUCAUCAGCAAAGUCUUAGUUGAUAAACGUAAAAAGUAAAAUUCGUAAUAUAUAUAUAUAUAUAUAUAUAUAUAUAUAUAUAUAUAUAUAUAUAUAUAUAUAUAUAUAUAUACAUAUAUAUUAUAUAUAUGCAGCCUUGCAAAAUGUAUUUGAAUAGGGAAAAUAUAAGCGUAGGGGCGGUCGUGCAAAUGUUUAAGAAAACAUUUUACAACGGUGACUUUACCAUUUUGUACAAUCUAGUGGAUUAAAAUGUGUACUUCGUACUUGUGUGCGCCUCGUACUUUUCAAAUUCAGCGCUCAGAGCAUUCUUAACAUCUCAUUAAUUAUCUCGUUAAUUAGUUAGACAACAUCAAUGACAAUAAUUUCAGCUAAUUACUUGCACGUCGGUCCUCAAGCGCCGCUUUAUUUAUUUUGUCGUUAUUAUUGAUAAUGAAACGGUAAUAGUCGUUUCGAGAUUAAAAACUUUCAAAUUAACAUUCUAUUCAUAUUCAUUCUAGGAAUAAUUAAGAAUGUAAAAAUCAAUUAAAUGUAAACGGCAGAUUCUGCGUAAUUUAGUAUAAUUAUUUUUUGCGAAUUACUAUAAAUAUAAUGAAUGAACCAUUUUCUCCGAUACUUAUCGCUCUUUUAAUUUUUUGGUUUUUUUUUCCGACGUCUUGCAUCACAAUAGCGAAUCGGUGACCUCAUUAAAUGCAAAAUGUAUCAAUAUGAGCUUAUAGUAAUUUAAUAUUUUCCUAAGGACGCCACACAAUUGUUCUACUAUAACAAAAGUUACUAUAAAAAAAAUGUGAAAUGUGUAAAAUUGCACGAACAUUCUACCUUUGAGAAGUAUAAUACAAAGUGCAAGGCCAGUGCAAAUUAUUGUCAAGAAAUAAAAUUUAAAGUCGUCUAUAUAUUUUACUAUCGUGGCUACACGCGCGCGAUUAAUCGAUACUAAUAUGAUCGCGCACAAUUAUAAAUUCACGUAUAUCUAAAUGCAAUUAUCAAAUACGAUACUUUAUAGAAAAACGAUUCAUCGCACUCUCGAUACUCGUGAUAAUCUAUUAUCCACUAGAUGGUCAAUUCAAUGCGAUCUAAACGUAUACGUCGCUAUCGAUUUUUCCCUCGUAGAGUACAGCUAAUAUAAAACUGUAAUCUCUCUCUUGGAUUUUUUCAAACACUUCGCCAAAUGUUCUUUCAUAUUCAAUGUCUAUUUCGUAAUUUGAACGUAUGAAAUCAAUUAAUACACGUAAUUAUACAAUAUAUGGUAGCGCGCAGCUGCGACGGCUAGUAAUGAUGACGAGAUGCUAAAUACGCGAUAAAUCGCUCAUUUGGUAAAUGUCUCGUGAAUUCAUUCGUGAAACGAAUUAAUAUAAACAUAAAAAAGAAGAGAAAAUUUUAUGAAAAUCCGAUUUGUUAAAUUUAUUAAUUUACAUACACGGAAUUAUUUAAUACGCGAAUCAUAAUUCGCUACCGUGGUAUUCUAAUAAUAUAUUCAAAAAAACUAUUGUAUUUUAUAUAAAAAAUUUUAUUUUAUAUUUUAAUUGUAUUUUCUUUCAUAUUAAAAAUGUAAUAUAUGAUUACUAAUGUAAUAUGUUAAAACAAAAUAUUAUAGAAACUAUGCGCAAAUGUAAUUUGUCAUCUUGUGUUUUCGUUUUACCGAAUAACUCGAUAAAAAAAUACCAAGUUUAAAGAUAUCUAUUUGAUAAAGUUAGCGAGCAUGAAAAGUGGAAAACGCGUUUUCUCACGGCAUCCGCCUGUUGGCAGAUAUCUCUCGUGGGGUAACUUGAUCCACGACGAGAUCUUUAGUUGGGUGCAGCGACGUGAUACCGCGGACUUUCCUUCGAAUAAACCUCGUCGUCGUCUGCACCGUCGCACGCGAUAACAAAUCUUCCAUUUCGAGAAACUUACAUUUAGAUGAUUUUUCAAUGAACGAAACAAAAAAAAAACAGGAGUCUCUUGAUAUGAAUUUAUAUACAUAUUAAACAAAGUGUCCUAGUCUAUAUAGCACGAGUACAGCCUUGUGAGACAAAAAUGGAAUCACGACGAUUAAGGGGGAGGGAGGGGGUGAAUGAAUUAAAACGACUAAAUCAUAUGACUGAUACUACCGAAAAGAAUUUUGACCGAUGAGUAAUAAGAUACGUUGCCGGUGUAUAUUAAAAUUUAUUAGACGAGACUUAUUAGACGCGCUUAGAUACUCUCACGCGUAAUAACGGUGUCAUAUUUUUGCGAGAAUAACGUAUCUAGAACUGAGGAAGAACACAGGCAUUAACUGAAAUCGAUUAAUCACGAAAUCGACGACGGAAUCAAAGAACAGAAUUACCGGAGAUUGUGUCAGCGGGGGAUAAAUUUGUAUCGCAAUAAUGACAUUUUUACGACCGCGCGUUUAACGUCUAGAAAUAUAAUCAUAAAUAUAUCGAUUAAAAAUAUAGAUUGACGGAAUCUCGUUGCUUACUGAUUAGAAUUUUGGACGUUGGACGAUUCGAAGAAUUCUUCCCUUUUUUAUCGUGAUUCUAAAAUGAACCUCGCCAGCGGGAUCGUCUUACGGUAUUAAAUAUGAAAAAUACCGCUUACGGGGUUGUGAUUUAAACAAAUAUUUAAUUUUAUUGCAGAAAUAAAUAAAAGAUUUUUUGACCCCAAAUUUGCAAUAUCGCGUAUCUCUACUAAUAUAAUUACGCGCGAUAUAUAUUUUCCUGUACAAUAUAAAUUUUAAACUCCUCUCACUUUUCUCUCAAGCAUUUAUUAAAAAAGAUUAUGUCGCCCUAUUCGAAAAGGAGCUACUCGAAAUGCAGUCGGUACGAUACAUAUCUACAUGUCUUGUGUCUGUUGAUAUUUGUCGAGACGAGUAUCAAAUGUCACAUUAAUACCCACAAAUAAAAUCCCAUCUAAUAAUUUACAUAUAUCCUCCCGAUGUUUGUACGCGUCUCUGGAUACCAUCUCGAAAUCGUUAAAAGAAAUCUCAAUUUCUGACUCUUAUACAUAUACGUAUACUCACAUACGAGCACACACAACAUUCUUAUACGAAACGUUAAAAAUACGUAAACAGAACAUAAUUGCAAUUGACUCGUCCUAGGUUUCCUUACCUUCAUCGUCGUACAAUCGUCGUGAGUGCCAAAUGGACAGGUCGCACAAUAUUUAUUACACCAGAUAUAGGCUCAUUAAUAAAAUGUAACAUUAUUUCGCACAUUCGUUGCUAAUUAACGCAUUCGCGGGCAAAGCGAUGUCUCUCAAACAAUCAAAAUAACAUUUCAUUAUAAUAUUUAGAUUAUCGGUAUAAAAAAUUAAUUUAUUAAAUAUUAAAAAAAAAAAAAACUACUGAUUUAUUCAAUAAUUUAUUUAUAUCCAUAUAUACACAAUUAUUAUUAUAUUUAUUAUUUUACUGAGUCUCUGGGUAUAAAAAUUUUUUUAUCUUUCGAAUUGAUCUAUGAAUCGGUCCUAAGUAACAUAAAGAGAGCACAAUCGCAUUGUCGGCGAACGCAUCGAGUGCGUUAAACUUUGGUAAUGUAUACGGUCUUCCCAUCAAUGUGUGUGUGUGUGUGUGUGCUUAAUGUUUCUACGAACUUUCUUAAAAGCGAUUUUAGCCGCGAAGGCGCGCGCGCAUAGGCGGGCGCGUAAGUAACGGCAAAAUUUCUAUGAAAAUAUGUAUUUCGGUAUGCGAUUUAUCUCUCUCACACACACAAAGGUAGGUUCAGAUGCUUCGCAGUGUAAACGACAAAAAAAAAAAAAUUGAAGAAGACAAAACGCUUACCUACCUAUACAUAUACAUAUAUCAAUAAUUGUCAUUAAUUGAUCGAUAUAUCGAUAAUGAAGCGUUUCAUUUAUAAUGAAAGACAAAAAGUACCGAUUUAGAACACAAUUAUAGCGUAUAGGUAGAUUUCGUACUUCGUAUUUAAUGAUAUUAUUGAAAAAUCAUUAUAUAUCGAGUAUAUUAUAUGUACUGGAAGCUCUGAAGGCAAGAAUGAAAAUAAACUAUUGUACCCCCGAA